GAAGUGAGCAGGCUCCGACGCAUACAGGGAAGACUAAACCCCUCAUCAACCUGGGACAUUUCAUAUUCAAGUUGUUGUGAGAUGAUGCACCAGAGAAACAAACAGCCAUGUGAAAAGAACAAUGGGCUAUGUGAAAUGCCAAUUUUGCAAAGAAACCGAAUUUUGCCUACCAAAUUGGAUCCACUCCCAUGGAGAGAGGGGCAGCCUACAUGGACAUCCAAGUGUCCAAAUGCCUGUGAUUAGAUACGACUGAACCAGUUCACCCUCCUCUCCCAGUCCGGUGUGAGUCAGGACAGUCAGGCGUCUGGACUGGACUGCAGCCCUCCUACACUGGGCGUGCACUGGGUCCGUGGGCAUUGAGUCCAUUCUGCCACUGCGCCCCUCGUGGAUGACAGAGUCUGAAGAGCCUUCUCCUGUCUACUUUAGCUCUGCCAUCUCUGUUUUCUGUCCUCUACAAUGGAGGGGGUAACUGUGGACAACCUCAUUAACUUUGAUAUCCCUUCAUGUUCAGACGAUACAGCCCCCUUAUUUGCAGGUCCUCCUAGUGGGGCGCUGCUCCACACAGACAUUUUCUCCUCUGAGCCGCUGGUCCCAGAGCCUGCCUCCAUGGUUCCCCUGGAGCCACUGUUGCCUGAGCCCCUGGCCCCCAUGCCCAGCUCCCACCACCAUUGUGGGGGAGAGGACGGGGACAGUGAUGCCACAGAGUCGGCAGACAGUGAGAAUGACAUGGACCCACACUCCCAGCAGUGGAACUCCAGGCGCUCAUCCUCCUCGUCCAAUCACAGUGCAGAGGUCGGGGGAGAGGCAGCGGAGAAUCAGGCGUUCAUGAAGACUUACGUUGAGAAGGUGUUUCAUGGAAAGGAGGACUUUGACCAGGAGGAGAAGGCUCGCUUUGGGGAGCUGUGUAGUGGAGAAAAUGGCAAGGGCAGGGAGUGGUUUGCCAGAUACGUCAGUGCACAGCGCUGCAACUCCAAGUGUGUGAGUGAAGCGACAUUCUACAGGCUGGUGCAGUCUUUUGCGGUUGUUCUUUUCGAGUGCUAUCAGAUGGAUGACUACAGUCCAGCUAAAAACCUCAUGACCAUGUGUUUCACUUACUACCACACUGGUAAGUCCCAGCUGUCCCCCACUGAGCUGCUGCAGCAGCCGCCUUUAGCCAUGGACUCCUACCUGAAUAAGGCGAACUCCUGGCUGUCUGGCAAGAAGGACGCAGCCGAGCGGCUCCUGAAGAACUCCUCUGCUGCCAAGACGGACGUCAAAGGCUUCUUUGGAGGCCUGGAGAGCAAGUUGAGGGCGUCCGCUCGAAAGAAUGAGGAGGCAGAGAGUCCAGUCGAGGUAAAGCUCAAAUCACCAGUGUCCUCCGUGCCUCCAGAGAAGAAGAAAGUGGAGAACGAGAAGGUGUACCUGUACACACACCUGAAACAGCAACCCAUCUGGCAUACAUUGAGGUUUUGGAACGCAGCGUUCUUUGAUGCAGUCCACUGUGAGAGGAAGAAGAGGUCACCUACCACCAGGGGGACGGAUGAGGAGGAGAAAGAGGAGAGGGAGAAAUGGUGUCAUAUGACCCAGGAAGAGAAAGAUGACAGCUCCAAAGUCGACGAGAAUAUUGCCUUUGGCCAACUGGGGACAUUCACUCACAACAUGCUGGCUUUUGGGCUCAGUAAGAAACUCUGCAAUGACUUCCUGAAGAAGCAGGCAGUCAUUGGGAAUCUAAAUGAAGAGCAGUACAAGCUGUUGAGCGACCACAUUGAGCAGAUGGCCACGGAGUGAGUGGCAAAGAAUGACACGCUUCAACCUCAAAGACUACUUAGUACACUAUCAACAGUAAUUAGCUGAAGCUACCAAGCCCUCUGUACCCAACACCCAGUAUAUCUCCUCCUCCCUCUCUAGUGUUGUGAAGGCUCACCAAUAACUCCGUAUUCCAUCAAUAUCGAGUACAGUAAACUCCAAUCACAUAUUUCAGUAAAUUCUCCAUAACCUGCAACAAUAACUAACACAAAAGCUUUUAUCAGAGUAAUAGUAAACCUGCACCUGCAUAGUCAAUAUUCCAGCUUCACCAACCAACAUACUGUAACCUACCCUCUCCUGGGCACUGUAAACAAGGACGUUCACCCUAUUACAUUUACAUUUUAGUCAUUUAGCAGAUGCUCUUAUCCAGAGCGACUUACAGUUAGUGAGUGCAUACAUU
This is a messenger RNA of Coregonus clupeaformis (lake whitefish), 2185 nucleotides long. RefSeq names its product KIAA0513 ortholog. The transcript is spliced from 15 exons. NCBI's taxonomy places the organism in Eukaryota, Metazoa, Chordata, Actinopteri, Salmoniformes, Salmonidae. The record is from RefSeq and is a predicted model, not a curated record. Bases 457 to 1767 code for a protein of 436 amino acids.